AGGAUUUCACCCCAGUUCCAUAUAAGGCUCCAUCACCUCCAAAACCAGAAAAAACGUUUCCUCCUUAUACUGGAUUUGGUUCCGAAGAAGAUUCUCUGUGCUCCUGUAUGGGUCUGCUUCCCAAGCCUCCCCAGAAAGAUUUCAAGAAAUUCAUGGAAAAAGACAGAAGUGGCAAGGAAAGUAACAUACUGCGCUUUCUUGCCAAACUUGUCACAGAUAGUCCUAUUGACAAGGAUCGGAAAUUCAUUAUUUCCUACUUCCUCAGUGAUGACACCAUUUCAGUUUUUGAACAUAUACAGCGAAACACAGGGAUACUUGGUGGGAAGUUCUUGGAAAGAGGUCGCAUUAAGAAGCCUGGGCAGGAGCUCUUUAAGAGUAAGCCAUCUGAAUACUUCAAGGCUCAGGAUCUGUUUGUUGGAGCCAGAGUUUGUUUCCAUGGUCACAACUUUCUUGUGGUGGAUGCUGAUGAGUACACAUUCAACUACAUGGAGAAGCAUGCAAAUGAGUUCUCCGUGGCUGAUAUUGGUGUCAUCCUCACAAAACUGAAAGACAUAGCCGAACCUCGUUCCCGAGAAAUCAGACAGGUGUUUGCUGCCACUGACCCUGAGUAUACGAAGGUGAUUGAGUAUGACCCUUUCAGAAAUUUGAUAGUCAGUAUCACUGAUGGAGCAUUUUCAGAACAUGAAAUUCUGACUGUCGGGCGCUACUACGGUGUCAGAGAUGAAUAUAAAAUGGACCUCCACUUCCUCCUUGCAGUGGCUCAUGAACAACUAAAGAAAAAUAGCUUUGAGAAUUUUGAACAACUGUCUGCGGUCCUUAUGUACAACGACCGUGAAAAAUGUGGAGUGCUGCCCCAUGACAUGUGCAGGACUAUUUGCAAGUCCUUUAAGUUGCCACUGGCUGAUGAUGAUCUGCAAGCUUUACUGACCAUGUUUGAAGAUGACCAUAAGCAAGUGGACUAUAAAAAGUUUGUGAAUGGGCUGAACUGGAGAGAGAAUCGAAUCCCUGCAUUCCAGACAAUAAAAGUUCCUCUCAAGAAUGAAGAUGACCGAGGCAGACAACCACCAUCCCUUCCUGUGAAAGGGAUCAAAUACUUACCUUUUCUGGAUGAUCUGUUUGGCAAGGAAGAAUAA
Balearica regulorum gibbericeps (East African grey crowned-crane) is the source of this 1133-nucleotide messenger RNA. The record is from RefSeq and is a predicted model, not a curated record. Lineage: Eukaryota; Metazoa; Chordata; Aves; Gruiformes; Gruidae.